AUGUCUCGUAACCUAGCUCUUGUCACUGGCUCAACUCAAGGCAUUGGCCUUGCAGUUGCCAAAGAGCUCGCCAUCAAGCACAACUACCAUGUCCUUCUUGGCGUUCGAAACACCAAAGCCGGAGAAGAAACCGCCUCUGAUCUUCGCAAAGAAGGCCACGAAGCUUCAGUCGUAGAGCUUGAUCUCACCUCUGCUGACUCCAUCGACAAAGCAGUCAAGCAUAUCGAUGAGAAGUACGGAUAUCUCGAUGUUCUCAUCAAUAACGCUGGUGUUUUGCUUGAUAGGCAGGAAGGUCUUUCGACCUGGGAUCUCUUCUCCAAGACAUUCACUACCAACGUCAUCGGAACUGGCUGUCUUACUCAAAGCCUCCUCCCACUCCUGCGCAAAGCGAAGAAUUCUCCACCGCGCAUCGUAUUUGUAACGAGCGUCAUGGGCAGUCUCACCAAAGCAACCGAUGAAACCACGACCUAUUACAACAUUGACUACAAGGCCUAUGACGCGAGUAAAGCGGCAGUCAACAUGCUCAUGUUCAACUUCGCACGCGAACUGGAUGCUGUUGGUGGGAAGGUCAACUCUGUUUGUCCGGGACUGGUAAAGACGGGCUUGACCAAUUAUCACGAGUGGGGAACGAGCCCUGAGACUGGUGCCGAAAGGAUCGUUGAGAUGGCGACUAUCGGGGAGGAUGGGCCUACCAAGACCAUUAGUGACCGUAAUGGAGAGCUUCCUCUGUAG
Molecule: messenger RNA, 732 nt
Organism: Fusarium odoratissimum NRRL 54006
Lineage: Eukaryota; Fungi; Ascomycota; Sordariomycetes; Hypocreales; Nectriaceae
Exons: 1
Coding region: 1-732 (243 amino acids)
Molecular function (GO): oxidoreductase activity
Source: RefSeq, a predicted model, not a curated record